CUGAAAACAAAAGUGCUCGCACCUUCGACGCUUCAGUUUCACAGUAGCACCCAACACGGUCGGCGGCGGCAACGGCAACAGUUGAAUCCAAUCGAGCAAAUCCAUCAUAUAAAAAUCUACGAAUAAAAAUCGAUUACACCCACAGCACUAAAAUGGGCAAACUAGUUUUGUAUGGUGUCGAGCCUAGUCCACCGGUGCGCGCUUGCAAGUUGACCCUGGCGGCACUGGGUCUUCAAUACGAAUACAAAUUAGUAAAACUACUUGAUGGUGAACACCGAUCUGCCGAAUAUGUGCGCAAAAAUCCACAGCAUACUGUACCCAUGCUCGAAGACGAUGGCCACUACAUUUGGGACUCGCACGCCAUUAUGGCAUAUCUCGUACGUCGAUAUGCUAAGGAUGAUUCGUUGUAUCCCAAGGACUUUUUCAAGCGUGCACUUGUCGAUCAACGACUUCACUUUGAAUCCGGUGUGGUGUUUCAGGGUUGUUUGCGUAACAUAGCAGUUCCUGUGUUCUAUAAGAAUGAAAGUGAGGUACCACGUGCAAAAAUCAAUGCCAUUUAUGAAGCUUAUGGUUUUCUCGAGGCCUUUAUUGGUGAUCAAUCGUACUUAUGCGGCGAAACAAUUACUUUAGCCGACUUCAGUAUCGUGUCCACCAUAUCCAGCUUGGUGGAAUUGGCGCCCAUCGAUCCGGCUAAAAAUCCGAAAUUGAAAACUUGGUUGGCCCGGAUGAGUCAAUUGCCCUACUAUGACCAAGCGAAUGGAUAUGGUGCUCAAAUGCUCAUCGAUACGUUCAAGGAGAAGAUAAAGAAAAUUAUAUAAUAAAUGUCAAGGCAUCAUUGUUUUCAGACGGUCUACAUGCAUGCCAGUGAUUUUAAUUGCUUUAAAAUAAAUUUUGCGAUAAGUGGAAAUAAUUUACAGCGAUUGAUUUUAUAAUUGCAUAUACAUAUGUAUGUACAAUAUAUGUACAUACGGACAUACAAAAAUUAAUGAUUUGCAGUUUUGCGACGCAGAAAUUUGAUUUUAAAUUAAAGUGACUAUGUACACAUGUUUUAUUACAUACAUUUUAUUAAAAAGAGUUGUGAAAUUUUUAUGCGUAUACAUACAUACACAUGUGGCUAAAGAUCUAUGUAAGGAAAUGAACGAUUGGAGUACAUAGAGUAUUUGUGGGUUUUCGAUACAGCAAUUUAAAUCAACUUGGCACUUUCUACAAUAAAUUACUAUCCUGAACUAUUAAUCACUCAUAACUGCAGUUCAACCAUCCUUAUAUUUUAAAAUUUUAAUAAAUAAAUAAA
Anastrepha obliqua is the source of this 1291-nucleotide messenger RNA. RefSeq names its product glutathione S-transferase 1-like. Gene Ontology annotation, biological process: glutathione metabolic process. The coding region runs from base 153 to 818 and encodes 221 amino acids. The record is from RefSeq and is a predicted model, not a curated record. Gene Ontology annotation, molecular function: glutathione transferase activity. Lineage: Eukaryota; Metazoa; Arthropoda; Insecta; Diptera; Tephritidae. The transcript has a single exon.